This is a messenger RNA of Eurytemora carolleeae, 3213 nucleotides long. RefSeq lists its product as uncharacterized. The transcript has 19 exons. Bases 65 to 2527 code for a protein of 820 amino acids. Gene Ontology annotation, molecular function: protein binding. Lineage: Eukaryota; Metazoa; Arthropoda; Copepoda; Calanoida; Temoridae. The record is from RefSeq and is a predicted model, not a curated record.
AAGGCGCAUCGAGAAAAAGUUCAAAAGUUCACCCCCCUAGACUAAACUUCCAAACUCAGGUAGAAUGUUUAACAAGGACUGGAGAGAUAAUUCCUGUUGUAUGCGUUCACUCAUUCAAAAGCUUUACGAGAAAUCAGAGGGAAACAACUUCCAGGAUGUAACCUUUAAGCUACCUGACGGCAGCGAGGUAGGAGCACACAAGCUUGUUCUAGGACUGGCAAGCCCGUUCUUUGAAGCGCAAUUUUUUGGUUUGCUUGCCACAGAGCAGUCUCCCAUGGUGGUAAAAAAUAUCGAGAGCUUUGCAUUUAGGAAGGUUCUGGAGUUUAUUUAUAAAUCUGGAGAUGUGGAGUGGACUGGUGGGAGUAUCUUGGAAUACUGGAGUAUACUGGAGGCUGCGCACAUGUACCUAGUUCCUGGACUUAUAAGUCUUUGUAAUACAAAGCUUUCAACAUUCCUCAACACUAUUCCAGACAAUAGGGAACUAGUGGAACAUGUCAAUAGAGCUGCUCAACUUUAUAUAUACGAGGGAAUAUACUCGACUGGUCUACUGGAGAUCAAGGCUAGACUAGGAGAUAUACUGAAUACAGAUAAUUGGAACCUACUCGAGGAAUCUGUUGUUCUGGAUAUUCUAGACGAUCAAAAACUGAAGGUUCCUGAAGGUGAAUUGUUCCAAGGAAUGAUAAACUGGUGUAAAUACAAUACUGAAGAUCAGGAGUCAGCCACCCACAAGUUCGAAUCACAAUUUUCCUCCAAAGUUCGAGUGAAGAACAUGACAAAAAAUACAUUUUUGAAAACUAUCGGUGAGUCUGAUUUUACCUCCCCGAAACUGUUUAAAAAGUGGACUUUUGAGUUUAUGAAUGGGAACCCUGUACAGCUUGAUGCAACAAGAUAUGCUCUUCACCCUCUCAAAAUUCAUCAAACCAGCAUAGUAUCUGAGGAUUUCCUGGAAGCUCGAGGAGCGGGGUCUGGUGUUCCUCCUCAAGGACCAGUUGAUGAGGGACCAGUAGACUCUGUUCUUUGGAGAACUGAAGAUGAAUUUGAGGAUGUUGGUUUAGGAAUCAGAAUUUUCCAGAAAGUGACAGAAUCUGCUGGGUUGAAAACAAGAUUUGGUAUUCUCUUGGAAACAGUUCACAGGGCUCUGCGUGAUGCCCCGAAGAGUGCAAUUACCGAGCGAGUGAGCGUGAAGAUGGUUGCCAAGAAGAAGGACGGGACCGUCCUCAAGAAAUUGUUUAAACCUAUAGAGGACACAUCCAAGGAGGGAUCUUCUCACAAAUCAAAUGUAUUUGUCCUCUCCAAGAAUAAGGAGGAGAGAAUGUUGUGGCAUGUCAUGGAGAUAGUAGUCAUCAUUGAUCGUAGACCAACCUGUCAUAUUAAAGGAAUCUCAGGGGAGGAAUUUGCUCGAACUGUUUGUUCCGGACAAACCCAAUCAUAUCUUAGUAAGGCCAAAUCCUUCCAUUACGAUGUGAAGAUGAGUCUAAAAGCUGCUGUUGAAGAUAUAGCGAAGCAUGUGAGUAAGGAUAGAUCCAGUCCAUUCCUGAACCAAUGGUUGUAUAUCUUUACCAAGGGAUAUGUUUCCAACCUCAGAUCUAGGCGCGCAAUGCCGAAUGACUACUGGACUGCAGAUACCGUUGAGGAUUAUAUGCGCUGCAAAGUUAUCAACUUCCCUAUAGGAGUUCAUAAUGAAGCUAUGCGUAGGGAUGCUUUCAGAACCUGGAUAAUAUCUCGGAAGAUUACUGAUGAGAAAGAAAAAGAUCGAAAAAGUUUGUUUGUUUGUACAUACAACCCAGAUUUACAGGAUGUCCAGUACCUAAAGACGUUUUCUUUGCCAGUAGAAACCAGAGUUGAGACUUUAGGUCUUAUGGAGCAUAUCAGUCUUGGAUCUGUUCAGGUUGAUGAUAAAUUUUUCUAUGAUGUAACCUUUGGUUGUCCUGUAACCACUGGAGUCCGGAUCUUUAUAAGAAGAAUAUUCCCAAUACAGAACGAGGAGUGUGAGAGGAUGAAGCAGGUUCUUGUUUGCGAGGCUGUUAGAGGCACAGUCCUCUCCCAUAUAGAUGAUUGCCAUGUCCUCGUGGUUCAACUCAAGAAAACGUUCGAAGAAUCUCUAGAUUUUGAUCAAUAUCUUCUGAAGAAAAUCAACGAAAAGAGGAUUAUUUGCAUCAACAAGAAGACAAGGGCGGAGACGGUAGUUUUGGGACUAGGAGAAUCCUGCAAAACUCCAGACCUCAUUGCCAAACUAUGCACACAGCUCAAGAGACCCCGUAAUAUGGUUCAAGUGUUUAAAUGUUAUUCUGGGAAAACUAUUGAGGAUCCAUGCUCGGAGCAGAGUAUUAAAGAUGACGAAUGUAUGAGCUCAAUAUUUCAAUACUGUGAUGAGGAAAGAAAACUGUUUUAUCAGGAGCUACCCCUAGGAGUAGAUCCAGACCUUGGAGACUCAAGGGGAUCCAUGGAAACAGUAGAGUCCCUGCAACCCUUAGAAGAGUCUCAACUCGACCAGGAUAAAUGGAUUGAAGAAAUGGACGCAGUUUAAAUGUUACCCUUGAUAUUUAAUUGUAAGGAAAGUGAACUUCACGUUUAGGGUUAAUUUUAAAGAAUAAGACUUGAAAGGAUUAAAGACUCAAUUUCAAGUUCCCCACAUUUUGAAAACUGGACUAUAGACCAUGCCCUUUAAACCUCAGUCUAAGUGUCCAUGUGGGGAUGAUAUUGGCGUUUUUUUUUUAUCGAAAAACUUCAGUUAUUUUUCUUCAUUGCCUUUAAAGCAUAAAUGCGCCAGUCUCUAAUAGGAAAAGCACAAUGGGAAAGUAGUACAUUUUUCAGCAAGAUAAAUAAGGUUAUCUCAUUCAUCCAUAAUCAGACAAAUGGUACCGUUAUGAACCGGACAUCUGCCUCUACAAUUGAACAAUAGGCUCACUGGAAAUUACGUAACAAGUCCCUUUAAUGUACGACUGUGGAGAUUUUAUGAUAAGAAUCCAUUGUUAGCUGCGGCUGGUAUCUUACACAAUUUGUUGGCUUGAGUUCAUAAGAUUGCAUUCAUUGUUAAUUACUAUAAACGCCAAAUGAUAAAAAUUUAUAGGUCGUCAAUAUUUAUCUCGUGUAUUGUAGUUAACAAUAUGUAAAAACAAUAUUUAUAUAAAUACAUUCCUGUGUCGACACUGAACGGUGGACGGCAAUCACAGUUUUUAGUUAUGUCGAAAUAAAAUUCAUAGUUUUAAACCA